This is a messenger RNA of Centropristis striata (black sea bass), 5469 nucleotides long. It is a transcript of the gene cdh11, whose product is annotated as cadherin 11, type 2, OB-cadherin (osteoblast). The record is from RefSeq and is a predicted model, not a curated record. Gene Ontology annotation, molecular function: cadherin binding; calcium ion binding. The transcript is spliced from 16 exons. Bases 798 to 3248 code for a protein of 816 amino acids. NCBI's taxonomy places the organism in Eukaryota, Metazoa, Chordata, Actinopteri, Perciformes, Serranidae. Gene Ontology annotation, cellular component: plasma membrane; catenin complex; adherens junction. Gene Ontology annotation, biological process: cell morphogenesis; multicellular organism development; homophilic cell-cell adhesion.
CUUGGAGAGAGGACGGAUAAACGGCGCUGACGGUACCGGAUUUGAUACCCGAAGGAGGGAGGGAUGCUACGGUGAUUUCCCUCUUUUCUCUCCCGACACCCACCACCUCCUCCUCACCACCAUCAUCACUCCACUUCAUUACUUCAAUCUCGGAACCUUAUCAAGACGCACCACUGCUGUCUGUCACCUUUUUUAUUCAUCUUUUAACCCGCUUGGUUGGUUUGGUUGGGUUUUUUUCCCCCUCUGCGCACCAGCAGGAUAAAAAGAACAUUUUGGGGUUUGUUUUUUUACCACCUCAUCUCCAAGCCACUGAAAUACAAAAACUGGGGUUUCAAUCAGUGGAUGUGUUGGACAUCUGAUAAAAAAAAAAGCAAUACUUGUUGAGAGAAGUGAUCGUUUUCGGCUGGCUUGUAUGUAUUGGGGGAAUUUCCUUGGAGAGACGGGCUGCGCACGGAGUUUCUCACUUCCAAGGCAGAUCUGUGUCGCUGUACAGAGGAGAAAACACUCAACAUAUCCAACACCAGUAAUGAGCUAAAGGCUCUGUGAUCAGAGGAGAGAGGAAGUAAACCAAUUGUGAAAGAAGAGAAAGAAAAACGACAAGAAGAACGGCAACGACGGGAAAGUCGGUGAUGAGUAUCCGCACCAACCGGCCCCUUCUCAGCCAAUGAACUAGGAAGAUCAUCAACAACAUUUCGUUAGCAAAAACAGGAUAUCACCUCAGUGGGAGCGGAGCUCCACUGAGAGGAACCCGAAAGUAGGGGGCGGAGAGAAGUGCACGGUAGCUCAGGUCGGGCGAGAUGGCGAUGAAGCGGCAAGGUCUUGGGUCGCUGAGAGCCUUCCUGGUGUUGGUGGGAGUUUCUGCGCUCUGUAGCGUCGCAUUAGGAACCCGGAGAGGAAAUGCUUCUUUGGAUCAAAGGGGCCACAGACACCGACAUCCAGGUCACUUGUCGCUGCAUAGACACAGGCAGAGGGCAGGGAAGGAGGGACAGGUACUCCACAGGUCCAAGCGAGGAUGGGUCUGGAAUCAGUUCUUCGUUAUUGAGGAGUACACUGGGCCUGACCCGGUUCUGGUGGGCAGGCUCCACUCAGAUGUAGACUCAGGCAUUGGCAACAUCAAGUAUAUCCUGUCCGGCGAAGGUGCAGGGACGAUCUUCGUUAUCGAUGACAAAACGGGCAACAUCCACGCUACAAAAACCCUGGACCGCGAGGAGCAGGCCCAGUACACUUUAACAGCCCAGGCAGUGGACAGAGACACAAAUAAGCCUCUGGAGCCUCCAUCGGAGUUUAUAGUCAAAGUUCAGGACAUCAAUGAUAAUCCUCCUGAGUUUCUACAUGGGCCGUACUACGCCAGGGUGGCUGAGAUGUCCAAUGUUGGUACGUCAGUGAUGCAGGUGACAGCUACAGACGCUGAUGACCCCACCUACGGCAACAGUGCCAGGCUGGUGUACAGCAUACUGCAAGGACAACCGUACUUCUCUGUGGAGCCUCAGACAGGUAUCAUUCGUACUGCCUUGCCAAACAUGGACCGUGAAGCACGCCAGGAGUAUGACGUCGUCAUCCAGGCCAAAGACAUGGGAGGUCACAUGGGCGGGCUGUCAGGGACUACAGAGGUUAAAAUCACUCUCACAGACGUCAACGACAACCCUCCAAAGUUCCCACAAAGUGUGUAUUCCAUGUCUAUAUCAGAGGAUAAAGUGCCAGGAGAAGAGGUGGGUCGUCUCAAGGCCAAAGACCCCGACCUGGGAGACAACGGGAUGGUGAAAUACCGCAUAUUAGACGGAGAUGGAGUCGGCAUGUUUGAACUGAGCACCGACUCUGAGACCAGAGAGGCUGUCAUUAAACUGAAGAAGCCUGUGGACUUUGAGACGAAACGGUCAUACACUUUGAAGGUGGAGGGAUCCAACCCUCAUGUUGACCCUCAAUAUCUUGCUUGGGGGCCUUACAAGGACGAAGCCACAAUAAAGAUAUCAGUGGAGGAUGCAGAUGAGCCUCCUCAGUUUGUAGAUCCCAGUUACACUUUUGAGGUAAAGGAGAAUGCGCCUGAGGGCACCCCGGUGGGACGAGUCCACGCCAAGGACACUGACGUUGCCAACAAUCCCGUCAGGUACAUGAUCCCUCUGUACACAGAUAUAGAGCAGUUCUUCAGCAUAAACGCAGAAGACGGCAUGAUCACCACAACAAGACCACUGGACAGAGAAACACAGGCCUGGCAUAAUAUAUCUGUGUCGGCCACAGAGAUUGGAGGACACCACCAAGACACCAAAGUGCGUGUUAAUAUCAAAGUGAAAGAUGUAAACGACAACUCCCCAGAGUUUGCCACCAACAACGAAGUCCUCAUGUGUGAAACUGUCGCAGCGGGGACGGAUAUUCAUACAGUGAGUGCAGUGGACAAAGACGAGAUGGCUCACAGACAACACUUCACUUUCAGCCUCACUCCAGAAGUCACCCACAACCACAACUUCUCCAUCAAAGACAACAGAGACAGCACAGCCAGUAUCAUUGUGCUCCGUAAAGGCUUCAGCCGCCAGACCCAGGAUGUUUACUACCUUCCCAUCGAGAUAAACGACAACGGUUUCCCUGCUAUGAGCAGCACCAACACCCUGACCAUUCGAGUCUGUUCCUGUAAGAGCGGAGACAUCAUCUCUUGUAACGUGGAGCCCUACGUCCUUCCUGCUGGUCUCAGUACCGGGGCACUGAUAGCCAUCCUGGCCUGUAUCGUCAUUCUGCUGGCGAUAGUUGUGUUGUUUGUUGCACUGAGGCGUCAGAAGAAGGAGCCGUUGAUAGUGUUUGAGGAGGAGGACAUCAGGGAGAAUAUUAUCACUUAUGAUGACGAGGGAGGUGGUGAGGAGGACACGGAGGCUUUCGACAUCGCCACACUGCAGAACCCAGAUGGUGCCAACGGUUUCCUGCCAAGAAAGGACAUCAAACCAGAGCUUCAGUAUCCCAUGAGGCCCGGCGCUGGCCGUCCUGCAGCCAACAGCGUCGACGUUGAUGACUUCAUCAAGACUCGAAUUGCGGAGGCAGACAGCGACCCCACCGCACCUCCCUACGAUUCCAUUCAGAUCUACGGAUACGAAGGCAGAGGAUCAUUGGCUGGGUCAUUGAGUUCCCUCGAAUCUGUCACAACAGAGUCUGACUUGGAUUAUGACUAUCUGCAGAGUUGGGGGCCGAGGUUUAAGAAGCUGGCAGAUUUGUACGGGACCAAAGACUGCUUCAUUAACGAUGGUGAUGAUGGUGAAGACUCUUAACAGUGGUCUUACUGAGUGGACGCCCCCGAUUUCUGAUUUAUUGAUUCCAUGAGGAUUUGUUAACUGUGGGUUAACACUCCCCAGUACCCAAUCGUUACCAACUACCACCUGAUCAGUUCAUGCCAAUGUGUCGACGGACGUUAACAGCUCUCCCUUCUACGGCGCCUCCCUGGUCCUCCAAGACGAUUUGUUAAUGAACACAUAAUGAACGCUUGGUCUCCGCUUCCAGUUUUUCCCAAAUCUCCCCGUCCCCACCUACAGUAUGUCUCCUCCCCUUUCUCUUUCUACAGACUUGAGCAUUGCAGGGCUGGAAGAUUUGUUAUGUCACCAGUGUGUCCGUUUGAAAGUAAAAUGUUGGGAAAAAAUGUUGCUGUGUGAUCAAAAUGACCUGCUUAUAGCUAACUGUUUAGUUUCUUAGAGGUUCUAUAUACUUUUGUGGACUGGAUUCAUGUACGUCCUCAAUGGUUCCUGAGAGAGAUUUUAUUCCCUUGACAGGUUCCUGAGUGGGGUAUAUUUGCUUUAGUUGCUCUCUUUGUGGUGUCAGAUACACAGAAAUAGAUGAAGAGAGAAAGUACAAGUUAGUAUGGAAUCCAGCAACUGCCUGAUGUUAUGAAAGAGAAAUAAAAGUUGAUGAAGGUGUUUCGGCGGGGUCAGCUGAAACAAAAUGCUUUUUCAAAUUUGUUGUUGUGUGUGCAGAAUUCAGCAGGUACUGUGGUUUAGAUAGAAUAACAGACUCUGGGUUGUUGAUACUUUGAAGACGCUUACAGCAUCUUCACAGUAUGGUGGCCUUAUAAUAAAUAAACAACAACUCCAGGGGUAAACACAACAAGAGUAACGAUAGAGACCACUAGCUUCGGUAGCUACACACAGACAUAAGAACCCACAAAGACUGAGUAUCUGUGAAAAUGCUACACAAAUACCUUUUUUCUACUCCCAAAACGAGACAGACUCGACAUGGAUUCAAUUAAAAAAAAACUGUGGAUGAUUCUUUGUUUUCAUUCUUCACUGCAGAGAAGACGUGAAAAGAAAAGCUGCCCUUCUCCACGCCCCCUGUGUCCCCAUUCCUCCCAUAAACAAUCACUUCCCAUACCGAGUCCACCAAUGAAUGAUCACUUCUUCAUCCAGAGUCCACCAAUGAUGAUCAAUCACAAUGAGUAAAAACCUGUGAGCUCUAAAAAUCGCCUUAAACUUAAUGGACACUCUUGCAACGCAGUGCAUUCUCUUUUUUUCUCCUUUUGUUUCUUUUUGUAACUUGAAAAGUAUAUUCAGAAAGCAAACUAUUCUCCAUGUUAGGUAUGUACAGAGCAAUGUGCAGACGUGAUAUAUCACUUUGAGGAUCCAACUUGCGCCUCGUGCACCCUUAAACUGGAUGUGCAGUUUUUGCUAGCACGGUAAAUGUGGACCAGAAAAAUGUGCAUUGUGUGUUUUUUUCCCCAAACACCAGCUAUGUUGGCAGCGACACCUGUUGCAUCAACACAUGUUGCUAUUGAAACAUAAAAUGUGCACACUGGAAAAUAACACAAAGUGUGUUUUCCAGGUUCCACAUCUACACAGAGGCUGAAACCAGUACAUCCUUUUUAAGUGUGCAGGUUCUUGUUCAAUCUCUUUUUUAAUGUUAUUAUAUUAUUAUGAUUAUUAUUGUUGUUUUUUUAUUGUUAUUGUUAUUAUUAUUAUUAUUAUUAUUAUCAUCAUCAUUAUUAAGACAAUAAUUAUUUUGUUUUUUUUGGCUGCAGCUACACAGGAACAAAUUCAUGUUUAACUCUUUGCAAAUGUUCUUAUGCUUGUCUAAACAUGGACAGGUGUAAGAAAUCUACUGCCAAAAGUUAAAUAUCAGCUUUGGGUUAUACCUGUGUGAAUACAACCGUUCUCAUUUCUUUUGUUUCUUUUGGGGUUUUUUUUAUUAUUAUUAUUUGGCGUUUCUUCGUUCUUUCUCCCUGUUCAAGAGAAAAACUAGCAAUCUGUGUUUGUUGCAGUGAGAGAACGCCUCGUUUUUAUUCUCUGUCAAGUUUUAUGGUACCGAUUUGUACAAUUUUAAAAGUUCUUAUUUUAGUAUACAUGCAGAAUAUUCCAGUAUUACAACAAAAAACAUGUUAAGAAGAUAAGAUUAAAAUGUUACAGCAUCACACUUAUAUUUUCAGAACAUUGUAAUGUUGCUUUACUAUGUGCUUCAAUCUCCGAAGCGAAAAAAAACUUUGAAAUAAAUGCUCUUUUUAUAAAAUGA